Branchiostoma floridae (Florida lancelet) is the source of this 4987-nucleotide messenger RNA. RefSeq lists its product as uncharacterized. The transcript is spliced from 7 exons. Gene Ontology annotation, biological process: potassium ion transmembrane transport; stabilization of membrane potential. The record is from RefSeq and is a predicted model, not a curated record. Gene Ontology annotation, molecular function: potassium ion leak channel activity. The coding region runs from base 609 to 3419 and encodes 936 amino acids. Gene Ontology annotation, cellular component: membrane. Lineage: Eukaryota; Metazoa; Chordata; Leptocardii; Amphioxiformes; Branchiostomatidae.
UUCAGAUUCCCCGUGCAAAACAAAUCCUCCAGCAGCCACACUGAUUUAUUCCACACCGGUGAUAUGGAAAAUAACGAACUGCCCCUCGCUGCGAUAUCAAAUCAACCCGUCCCUAGUGAGAGAUGCGUCUCUUCUACCCAUGAUUAUCCCAUCACGAGUGGACCGGUCCUGUACCCUCCCUAACAGUGCUGUCACCUUCACGCAGUUUAAUUCGGCUCCCGCUGCAGACGGAGCACUUUGAAUUCGCUACGCCUUGGUUAGAAUAUUUGUGGCUUAAUUUAUUGCAUAAUUGUAGCGCUUCAUUGCAGUCUAAUCAUCUGGGUCCAUGCCAGCGAAGGGCGGCUCUCCCCGAUGCAUAUAUAUGCGCCUGGUAUUUCUGUGAGCGUGCACGAGUCUGUAGCAAAGCCACAUCAAACCUGCUGUGCUGCUGUAAAGCCGGCUUAAAUGCGAAAGCUGUGUCUGGCCAUAUAUCCGCUUAAAAGACAUAAUCUGUGUUGGACCAACUUUUCUUCGUACGGGGGCGAGGUGAUAUUACCAUCCGGACUUCCAACCGUGGGGAUCUCUCUAUUGCAUCGGUCAAUUCUGGCCCCCGACACUGAGUCCGAAGCAUGAAGUGGUACCGGCUGCUGGCGCUCUUCAUCACAUUCGUAGCCGCCCUGCUAAUCGGCGCCGUGGUCUUCAAAUAUUUGGAGGAGACCUACCACCCUGGUGUUCCCGCGCCCGAAACUACUACUCCCCGACCUGAGGGGGACGAGCUGGCGGUGGUGGAGGACUUCGUCUCCCGGAAGAACCUCUGCGUCACCUCGGAGGAACUCUUCGAGCUCAUCGAUGCGGUGCAGCAGGUGCGGAGCGCAUCAAUUAAUCAAGAUUUUGUCAACGUCACCGAGAAUGUCAAGAAUGGCACGAGAAGAACGCCGUACAAGAUCGGGUUCUUCGACUCCUUCUUCUUCUGCGGUACGAUCGCCACCACCAUAGGGUAUGGGCACAUCUAUCCAUUCACAGACGCCGGCAAGGUGUUCUGCAUCGCCUACGCCCUUGUAAGCAUUCCGCUUACCCUAUUCAUGCUGGCUGGCAUUGGUGGGAAGCUGGGAAAUGCCAACAGAUGGGUGGAGAAUAGGGUCAAAAGAGUUAUCCGUCGUCCCUAUCUGAUCCGGGUCUUUAUGGUGCUGUUCAUCAUCAUAUUCGGUCUGGGCCUGUUCUGCUUUGUCCCGGCCUACCAUCAUCCAUGUACCGUGGGAGAAGUGGAGCAACCUGGACGCUCUGUAUUACGUCUUCAUCACGCUCAGCACCGUCGGUUUGGGGGACAUGUUUGUGGCGCAAAACCCUGUCAAGGAACACUGGCCCUACGACCUUUUGGCACAAGGGGGGCGGGCCUGUGCUGGAUCGUAGUCGGUCUGAGCUUUUUGGCCACCGUCUUUGAUCUCAUUGCUGAGGCCAUGCGAGGGCUGAAAGAGAGGCUGGAGGAAGAGAUGCGGUCUAAUCAACAUCUUCGACAGGUGACGGACUUCGCGGGGAAGUUUGGGCACGAGGCCAAGGAUCUGGCUGGGAAAGUCGGGAAGGUGGGGUCAGAGGUCGCUCAUGUUGCCAGCAUGCCGGUCAAGGGCAUCAAGAAGAUGGCGCAGGGUGAGGGCUCGAAGGAGAAGAUAAAGGAUGGCAAGGAGACUGGGAAGGAUGACAAGAAGAAGGGCAAGGAUGACAAGAAGAAGAAGGCGACAACACCAAGCGAAGAAGACGCCAUCGUUGGAACUGAGGGGAGCUACAAGAAAACUGGAAGCCAUGAGAACCUACCCGAACUAGACGUACCCAAUGGACCGGAAAUACCGGCUCAGAGCCAGGAAGUGGCGACAGACGAUCAAAAGAUUCCACAAGAGGGGAUACAAAUGGAGGACAUUCCCGUUAAAGAAGAAGGAGAAACUGCCAAGAAAAGUCCAGAAGACCAGCCGACUGAUUCGACCAAUCAGGCUUCUGACGAUACAGCCUCUCCUGAUGUGAAGGAAUUGGAAACGAAGGAACCGGUGAAGCAGGAGGUACCGGAUAUGAAGCCAGAGGUACCAAAGGGUAAGCCAGAGGUACCAAAGGGCAAGCCAGAGGUACCGAAGGUGAAGCCUGAGGUACCGAUAGGAAAGCCAGAAGUAAAGGAAGUGACCCCAGAGGUACCGGAGGGGACGUCAGGUGAACCGGAAGUGAUUCCAGCGGUACCAGAAGCGGCAAUUCAGUCGAAUGAAAACGCGGCAAAACCACAAGAGGCGGAACCAGCAAAGGUCGAGCACGUCGACGAAACUUCAGGAUCCCAAGAGAAAACAGCUGGUUCAGAGAAGGAGUCUCCCGCUGGAAAAGACGACACGGCAGCAGCUGCUGAGGCAACAGAAACCCAAGAUUCUACCGCUAAAAAACAGGAAGACUUGGACAGAUUCAUAGUCAACAUGAAGUGGAAGAGUCUUGCAGGACUAAUCGUGACAUUUUUCCUGUAUUUGAUGAUCGGAGCUUUUGUCUUUAUGGGUGUCGAGAAGCAGCCGUACGUAGGCAAUCUAACUGAGGUGAAGAUGAACUUUCUUCGGAACAAAAGUGGCUCUAUCGACAUGGAAGAUCUGGACGCUUUCGUCGAGGAAGUCCUUCAAUCUGUGGGAGUGAAAACCGCCAUACCUCCCGCCAACUUCACAGCCAAGCCGUGGCCGUUCUACGAGGCUCUGUUCGUGUGCGGGACUAUGGUCACAACAAUAGGAUACGGACACAUCACUCCCAAGACAGUGGGAGGUCAGAUCUUCUGUGCUGUGUACGCUCUGUUCGGCAUCCCGGUAACGUUGUUCAUGCUGACUGGGAUAGGAGAGAAGCUCAGUAACGUCAGUCGCUUCGUCGAGAAAAAAGUCCGGAAAAGGGUGUCCAAUCAGAAACUCAUCCGCAUCAUCAAUUUGCUGAUGAGUCUCGUCUUUGGUCUGGGAUUAUUUUGUUUCCUCCCCGCGUACCUCUUCACUAUAGUUGAGGGCUGGGAAUAUCACACCGCGCUGUAUUUCGUCUUCAUCACUCUGACGACGGUUGGCUUUGGGGACUACAUCCCCGCACAACACCAUCACGAUCACCAGGCUCACGACCCGUACACCGACGCAGUGUACAAAACCGCGGUCUUCUGUUGGAUCAUUGUCGGACUGACCUUCCUUGCCGGCAUGUUCAAUCUGAUUUCUGAGGGGCUGAAGGAGUUGAAGAAUAAAGUUGAGGACGCGACCAUGGCUAAUCUGAACACGGUGAAGCGGCUGACUACCAUGGCCAUAGACCGCGGGAAGAGCCGGGACCCCUCCCCUCACAGAUCGUCCUCUGACCUGUCUGAAUCUGACCAACAGCCGAUCCUCAGCCUUCUGUCGUCUGCAAGCUCGGAAAAACACCUGAAGGUUCCUCAGGAAGCAAACAACGGAACGUCGCGGUAGACUGACAAGACCACGAUGUAUUGGAUUUAAAGAACAUUGACAACAAAACAACAACAGCAAAACGAAUCAGAAUCUCGUAACACUGAUCACAUUUUACCUGAAGAAUUCACUCAUGGUCUAUUCAUGCAAGAUAAAGCGUUUUCAAGUGUAAACAAGGAAUGACAAUACUUUCCAGAGUUUGAUAUGUACGAAGGAUGUGUACAGAUGUACAAACUGACAUACCGAGGAGCAUUGCAACACUCAAUACAACAUGACAACGUACAAUAGGAUCCUCGGGCGGCAAAGACAUACUCACAAGCAUGACUAUCCAGCUCUAGAAAAGCAGACACUGAAAAGGAUAGGUAGCUUCAUUUCGUGACAAUGUCAAUGGAAACCACAAGUGUCUUAUAACUUAAUGCUUUAUCCGAGUCUACAUAGGUAGGUAGAUUUAAGACUAAUGCAUGAAGCAGGUUAUACAUAUUAAUGAUAACAUUAUAUCCCAUAUCAAAUAUUCGCUCCCGAACUAACGUCCGUGAGAUAGAAUAUAAACGUGGCUUGCAAUAAGGGUGUCUUAUCCAGAUUGACUUGAUGUAUUUUGUGAUACAAGCAUACAUGUAAGCAGGACUUGUGUACCUAUCGGCCGUGUACUAAUAUUGUACAGAUUUACAUACAAUACAGCACAUGCAUGAUGCAACAGAUCUAGAAUGAAGCUGCCGUGAUUCAUUUAUGUACUUGAAACUGGGUUGUCUAUUUUCUAGCAAGCUCAAGUAUUAGGAUCAGUUAUAUGAAUGUUUGAUUCAGUGUUAGAGCAUAUGAACAUGGCUAUCCUUCACUUUUUAUGAGACGUAAAAUGUCCUUUGCAACAUAGUUGGAGCUAUGUACAGAAUAGGUUGUGCAAAUAUUCCACCAAUUGUUCAUUUGUCAUGCCAAUCCCUGGUUUACCGAACACUGUAAAAUGGAAGAUGUUCGUUGGGAUUUAAUUUCACGGUAGGGGAAAAUGACAUGUUUUAGUUUGAUUGAAUCCGCAGGGUUAUGCUGUAAAGAGGGAAAUAUUCACGGUGUUUAUAUUCUCGGUGAAAACGUCAACGUUUAAACCACAGCGAACAGUUUUCACUUUACAGUAUUGCAGACGUGCUAUCGACUUGUUAUGUGUACGUAAGGAGACUAAUUUUAGCUUGAUGUCGCUGACAUGUUUCGCUUUGUACGGCAAUAACAAAACAGUCUUUUCAAUGGACGCCAGGGCAUUAGAUGCCGUAACGGCUAGAUGUGUUUCCUGUGUUUUUGGUUCCAAACAUCGCUUCACGCUUGCAGCAAAUUGAACAUCUCACGCGAUAGAGCCUAAUUGUGCUUUCAUCCACUUUGUCGCAUUGUCUGAGUUCACAUUAAGGUCGUUUAUAACUCCCCGAGGACCUAAUUGUCCUAAUUUUCAAGUUAAAAUGUGUCUUUUUCAGCCGUGAAGAUCCAUUAGCGUUGCAUGUCAACCGCCUAAUGCACUGUCAUCUCCACAUAGACCCGCGCACUUGUACUUCAGGAAGGCGUUUGCGGCAACUGCGUGAUCACCAGUAACAAGGAAAAUACAGUACUCCAGG